Danio aesculapii is the source of this 1612-nucleotide messenger RNA. Its product is annotated as gamma-aminobutyric acid receptor subunit beta-2. Lineage: Eukaryota; Metazoa; Chordata; Actinopteri; Cypriniformes; Danionidae. Gene Ontology annotation, cellular component: synapse; membrane; neuron projection. The coding region runs from base 41 to 1612 and encodes 523 amino acids. The record is from RefSeq and is a predicted model, not a curated record. The transcript is spliced from 10 exons. Gene Ontology annotation, molecular function: neurotransmitter receptor activity; GABA-A receptor activity; extracellular ligand-gated monoatomic ion channel activity. Gene Ontology annotation, biological process: monoatomic ion transmembrane transport; signal transduction; nervous system process.
UGGAUCUUCUCUGUCUUCACGGAAACCAACAUAUAAAAGUAUGGCGAUCUUCAGAAUAAGACAAAAGAGCUUCGCGCGCGUCUGGACGUUUCCCGUGAUAGUGGCCGUGGUGUGUGCGCAAAGUGUCAAUGAUCCAAGCAAUAUGUCUCUCGUAAAAGAAACUGUUGAUAGACUAUUGAAAGGAUAUGACAUUCGCUUGAGGCCAGAUUUUGGAGGUCCUCCGGUGGGAGUGGGGAUGAAUAUAGACAUAGCCAGUAUAGACAUGGUAUCAGAAGUAAAUAUGGACUACACACUGACUAUGUAUUUCCAGCAAGCCUGGCGAGAUAAACGGCUGUCCUAUUCGGAGAUUCCUCUUAAUCUGACGCUGGAUAACCGGGUGGCUGAUCAACUGUGGGUGCCGGACACAUACUUCCUGAAUGACAAGAAGUCGUUUGUACAUGGCGUAACAGUGAAGAACAGAAUGAUACGUCUUCAUCCUGAUGGCACUGUGCUCUAUGGACUCAGGAUUACUACCACAGCUGCCUGCAUGAUGGACCUGCGCAGAUACCCACUAGAUGAGCAGAACUGCACACUGGAAAUUGAGAGCUAUGGCUACACCACAGAUGACAUUGAGUUUUACUGGCGAGGCGGCAACCAUGCGGUAACGGGCGUUGAAAGGAUAGAGCUUCCUCAGUUCUCCAUAGUGGACUACAAACUCAUCUCUAAAAAUGUUGUGUUUUCUACAGGUUCAUAUCCUCGCCUCUCCCUGAGCUUCAAGCUUAAGAGAAACAUCGGCUACUUCAUUCUGCAAACCUACAUGCCUUCCAUCCUAAUCACCAUCCUAUCCUGGGUAUCCUUCUGGAUCAACUAUGAUGCCUCGGCUGCCAGGGUCGCUUUAGGCAUAACCACUGUGCUGACCAUGACCACCAUCAACACACAUUUGCGGGAGACUCUUCCAAAGAUUCCGUAUGUCAAAGCCAUUGACAUGUACCUGAUGGGCUGUUUCGUCUUCGUCUUCCUGGCUCUGCUGGAGUAUGCGCUGGUCAACUACAUCUUCUUCGGCAGAGGACCACAGCAACAGAAGAAAGCUGCAGAGAGAGCCUCCAAAGCCAACAAUGAAAAAAUGAGAAUGGAUCCCAACAAAUGGUUGGUGGGAAAUGUAGUUCAGAGAGACGAUGGUCUGUAUGCCAGAAUGAAACAGAGGGAUAUUGACGCACAUGACUCCAUGUGGGAACCGAUCUUUGUGGACGAUGCAGCAUUAGGACUAGGCGAUUCAAAAAAUAAGAUGGACCCCCAUGAAAACAUCCUUCUCACUCCCCUGGAGAUCAAAAAUGAAAUGGGCACAUCAGAGUUAACCCUGGGUUUGGGUGACCCCCGUGCGACCAUGCUAGCCUAUGACAGCACCACACUGCAGUACCGAAAAGCCGGCCUGGCCAGGCACAACUUUGGACGCAAUGCGCUGGAACGCCAUGUUGCUCAGAAGAAGAGUCGACUACGGCGGCGCGCUUCCCAGCUUAAAAUCACCAUCCCUGACUUAACUGAUGUGAAUUCGAUCGACAAAUGGUCGAGGAUGAUCUUCCCCACAGUAUUUUCAUUCUUCAAUGUUGUCUAUUGGCUUUAUUAUGUCAACUAA